UCUAGACAAGUAUUCUUGUCCCAGUCCUAAACGAUCUUCCUAGGGUACAGGUUCAGAUCAAAUCCCAGUUCGAUCCGAAACUUUAAAAUUUCUUCUCCUAUCCUUCUCCCGUCUCCAGUAGCUACCGGAGCAUAAAUCUUCUCUGAACCUAACCCUAGGAUUCCAACAUGCUUGUACUAGGUUUCCUGAGUUCAGUCCUUCUCUGUAUCCUUGUAGGCCUAAUUCUUAAGAAGAGUAUAGUGAAAAGAUAUUAUAUUCGAUUCUCUCAGACGGAUUGCAUAUACGGUUCAUAUAUACCAUUCGUGACUCCGCAACCCUUGGUAAACCAUCAAAAUAAACAUGCUGGAGUAAUGUAUAAGGAAGCUCCAGGUCCCAUCAAGUAUCCUAUCAUUGGAUCCCUGUAUUUGAUGGGUCAGGAUAAAUAUCCUUUUCAAGCUCUUACAAAACUGAAGGAGGAGUACGGGAAUGUGAUCUCCCUGCGGCUAGGAACUACAGAUUGUAUCUCAGUAUCCGAUGAAUGGUUGAUCCAUCAGGUUCUCAUAGAGAGGGGAGAACACUUCGACGCUCGACCCAACUUCCUCCGAUUCCACUUGAUGUUCGGAGGUUCAAAACAAAACGCUCUGGCUUUCUGUGAUUACGACGAGAUACAGAAAAUCAGAAAGAAUCUACUUGCAGCGCACACGUUUCCUCGGAGGAAUACCCUGUCAUACGAUAAAUUGGAUCAGAUAAUCUUCAGCGAACUGGAUAUUUUCCUGGAGCAUUUGAACCAGAACACUGAUAUCAAACUCUACCUUUCAAAGGCGUGUAGCAACAUUUUCAAUGGAUAUUUCUGUGACACUGAGCGCAAGGAUUACACAGACUUGCAGCACAAUAAAUACGUAGAUCUAUUUGAUAAAGUGUUUUGGGAGGUGAACAAUGGACGCGCUGUGGACUUUAUCCCGGAGUUAAUGAUUCUCAUGCAGCUUCAGAUGCUUGGAGUUAAAUCUCAAUGUCGUUCUAUCAGAAAAUACGUGAUGGAUGUUAUCCUGCAGAACAACCUGAGCUCCGACCAGGAGAACCUGGUUGGGAGCCUGUUCUCCAGAGUAGAGGAAGAUAAAGCAAAUGAGGACCCUGAGACGACCUUGAACCGAGAGUGUGCUUUGUACGCUCUGGAGGAUAUCCUGGGAGGACACUGCGCAGUCUCUAAUAUAACGAUAAGAAUGCUCCGGGACAUAACAGAUAACCCUAAGGUUCAAGAGAAGCUCCGAGCUGAGAUAGAGAAGGAGGUUGGAGCUGCCAGGAUGAGCAGCUACGAUGUUGGAAAUAUUCAUUAUCUGAAGGCUUGCUUCCAUGAAACUCUCCGAACCACCUGCUCAGCAAUAGUUCCUCAUAUGGCCAACUCUAACACUACUCUAGGAGACUAUUUUGUUCCCAAGGACACUGUUGUUAUAAUUAACAAUCACUACACUAACUUUUCCGAGACACUCUGGACCAACCCGGAGGAAUACAAUCCGGACAGAUUUAUAGACCAGAGAACUGGGAAAUUUAUGAAACCAUCACAUUUCCAGCCUUUCUCAUCAGGACGGAGAUCCUGUAUAGGAUACAAGAUAGUUACCAUUGUAACCACCGGUAUCAUUGCAGCGAUUAUCAGGAACAAAAGAGUUGAAUCUGAUAUUCCUGAAAUACCUGUAGGAUUCUUAGCUCUUCCGACCCAGCCUUACUUCUUUCAAUUCUCAUCUGUACAACAAUAGAAUGCCUGUAUAUGUGUUCAAAGCCUGUACAUGUGUAUAUCAUCUGUACGUUUGCAUGGGAUCUGUGCAUAUGUAUGGAAACUGUACAUGUGUAUAUAAUUUGAACAUGUUGAUAGAAUCAUGUACAAUGUACAUGGGUACAAAACUAUGUAUAGUAAAAGUAUAUGUAAAGAACCUGUGUAUGUUACUGCAACUUGUACAUGUAUAAUGUGUAUGUAUAUUGUACAUAUAAAAACAUCCUUUACAUAUGUAUACGCAUCUGUACAUGAUAUAUACAAGUGUACAGAAACUCUUUGUUUGCAGAGAACAGUAUUGCAUUACAUUUGCUUUUCACUAUGUACAUUGUACAAUGUACGUACAUAUCUAUUUAUUAUCUUAUUUACAAUAUUCAUUCGAAACAACCAGCCAUAAUACUAUCUGAAAGAAUCCUUCCAUUUCGUUUGACUUGUUAAUGCUUUGAUCGUUAAAUUUGUCGAUCACGGUCAAUUUAUGAUGUUUUCGCUAUUUGGUUUCACUUCGAUCUUGAUAUUUCCGAAUUAAACCAUAAGUUUUACUUUAUUUUAACAAAAUUGUUUAAAUUUGUUGUUACACACCCACUUUGAAAAAGCCUAACUCGUUCUGCUCCAAGAUAAAUUAUUUAUCUGAAAGCCAACAGGGGGUUUAACUUAGAUACAUUAAAUUCUUUAUUAAAGAAAAGUUAUUUUGAUCAUUCUUUACAAGUUUAGAGUUUUUACUCUGACUUACUUUUACAGAAAUCCCCCAGAUAUGGAGAAAUAUUUUAAAUCAAUGAAUCAGAAGUUUUUUUUAAAAGAAUUGUAAUAUUUGUGAUUUUGCGAUCUCACGGUAAGAAACUUAUCCUUUAAAUUUUUCACUUUGAACCUUGAAUUCUAACCCCCCCCCCCAUGCGCAUAUUCAAAUCAUACUGGCUUAAAAUAGCUUAAAUCUCGGAAUUAUAUUUAAAUGUUCUCCAUCUUAGUUUUGUUGUUUUAUCCAGCUUUGGUUCAUUAUUAUUUUUUGUAAAUUAUUCAAUUUUCGGGGCAUUUGUUUGUUUACUUUUAUUGAUGGACGUACAGGGACAAAUUAAACAUUGCUGUACUACUGUACAUAAACUUUACACUUAUAUCUGUUGGUUUGUUUACUAGUAAACUUAGAUUAUAUCUGCCCUACUAACUAGUAAACCUAAAUUCUUUUCCCUGCUGACUAGUAAACCUAGAUUAUCGUCCCUACCAUACUAAUAAACCUAGAUUAUCUACCCUACUAACUAGUAAACUUAGAUUAUUUGCCCUACUAACUAGUAAACCUAGAUUAUCUUCCCUACCAUACUACUAAACCUAAAUUCUCUUCCCUACUAUACUACAAGACCUAGAUUAUCUGCUCCACUAACUAAUAAACCUAGAUUCUCUUCCCUACUAUACUAUUAAACCUAAACUAUCUGCUCCACUAACUGAUAAACCUAGAUUCUCUUCCCUACUUUACUAUUAUACCUAAAUUAUCUGCUCCACUAACUAAUAAACCUAGAUUCUCUUCCCUACUAUACUAUUAAACCUAAAUUAUCUUCUCUACUAUCCUAGUGAACUUAGAUUAUCUUUCAUACGAACUAGUAAACCUAGAUUAUUUUCUCUCUCUACUAUCUAGACCUAGAUUUUCCUUUUUCUUGGCUAGCUUGAGUUAUUUUUGAAAGAAUAAAAUCAAUUUUUAAUAUUUACUUUUCUAAAUUCUCACAAAAAAACUAUACCGUAAAUAGGAAAAUUUAUAUAUCAAUGGUUUUCUUUUUUUUUGUGUAUUUCUUAAAUAAAGUAACCUGUAUGCAUGGUAUAUUCUGAAAUUUCGUUUAAACUGAAUUUCUUUCCUUUGACUUGGAUCGUGAUCAGAGAUAAUAAUUGAGUUUUAAAUAUUUGAUAACCUUAAUUUCUAAAACCACAAUACUCUUGAAUAAAAUAUUUUUCAAAUUUCUUUCUGCUUCUUGAACAAAGUAGAAUUUAUAUACAUUGUUUUCUUUUACUCUUUAUCCUAUCGAUGUUUCAGCAAGCUCAACAUUGAAAAACCAUUCGCUAAAAGUAAAAGAAAUAUCUCCAUUUUUUCCAGAGUACCACAUGGUUCAAAUAUAACACAUCCUGGCUUAAAGGGACUGUCAACGUAAAAGAAAUAUCUCCAUUAAAGGGAGUGUCAACGUAAUUUCAAGUGGCAUCUAUACAGAGGGGAAUGGCCGAUUCACACCUGUAGCCUUUAAACCAGUGUUUUCGCAAAAUGAAAAAAAAUUAUCCUCGUUAUUCUAUUUAAAAUUUGAUAUUUCUGGGUUCUCUUUAUAAGAAAGAUAAGAAACGAUAAUAUAUUCCCUAUUGUGACUCAGAUUACGUCUACAGUCAAUGAUAAACAAUGAGAUGUGUCUUUUUUUGUGGAUUUAUAUUCAACGCAAAGGAUCCUUUGAACUGAAACAUUCAGACUUAUAUUUAAAACUGAAAUCUCAUUUUUAAACCAUUGAUUUAAAUCCUGUGUAAUGUGCAUUGCACCCUCAUGUAAAAAGAACCUUUAGCUUUUGCUUUGUUUUAAUUUUUCUAAAAAUUCCCAAAACUUUCAAUAUUUCAAAUUUGAUCUAAAUUUCACAAAUUUAUAAAAGGCUAAUUGGGCCUGAUUGUAUUUUCUUUAUUGUUCACUGUAUUAUAGUAAUAUACAUUUUUAAAUAUAUACAG
Molecule: messenger RNA, 4420 nt
Organism: Eurytemora carolleeae
Lineage: Eukaryota; Metazoa; Arthropoda; Copepoda; Calanoida; Temoridae
Product: cytochrome P450 307a1
Exons: 11
Coding region: 168-1730 (520 amino acids)
Molecular function (GO): iron ion binding; monooxygenase activity; heme binding
Source: RefSeq, a predicted model, not a curated record